Penicillium robsamsonii is the source of this 3852-nucleotide messenger RNA. Its product is annotated as EF hand domain protein. Gene Ontology annotation, biological process: endocytosis; endosomal transport. Gene Ontology annotation, cellular component: cytoplasm; plasma membrane. The record is from RefSeq and is a predicted model, not a curated record. Gene Ontology annotation, molecular function: calcium ion binding; protein binding. The transcript is spliced from 8 exons. NCBI's taxonomy places the organism in Eukaryota, Fungi, Ascomycota, Eurotiomycetes, Eurotiales, Aspergillaceae. Bases 1 to 3852 code for a protein of 1283 amino acids.
AUGGCUGAUACCAGAGACGGCCCGCGGACCUCCGUCAUCACUACCCCCUCCCCUUCAUACACCCGCGUUCUCUAUGCGCAAGCGGAGCUGACGGAUCGCAAUCUUCUAGCACAACGACACCCGAAUCUCCACCUUACUCCGGAGGAAAAGCGCGUCUUCUUCCAGCUUUUCCAGGCUGCUGAUACCACUAACCUCGGCGUCAUUACUGGCGAAAUCGCCGUUCCUUUCUUUGAGAAGACUCACCUAUCUCCGGAUACUCUCGGACUGAUAUGGCAAAUUGCGGAUAAAGAGAACAGGGGCCUCCUGACCCCGUCUGGCUUCGGUAUUGUUCUGCGAUUAAUUGGACAUGCCCAAGCUGGCCGUACACCCUCCGACGAGUUGGCUCUGCAAAGUGGCCCUCUGCCUCGUUUUGACGGAAUUGUGGUCGAUACGACGGCAGGCAUCCCGGAAUCGGGAACCAAAAGCCCUCCACCUGGAGCGAAUGGGCCUAUCCGUGUUCCUCCACUUCAGCCGGAUGAUGCCAACAAAUUCGUCUCGCUGUUCGAGAAGUCCGACGUCAAGAAUGGAAUGAUCUCAGGUGAAAUCGCAAAACAGAUAUUCGAACGCGCCCGCCUCCCAAAUGAAGUUUUGGGCCGUAUCUGGUUUUUGUCUGAUACCAAGCAGCGAGGUGCCUUGGAUGCCACCGAAUUUACCAUUGCCAUGCAUCUCCUGACGUCAUAUAAAUCUGGCGCUCUGCGCAACAUUCCAGCGACCCUCCCACCUGGUUUGUACGAUGCGGCAGCUCGAAGAGGAUCCGCACGGGCGUCAUUUGGAUCGAGACCCAAUGCGCCCCCCGUCCCGGCCAUUCCCCAGCAAUUUACUGGCCCCCAGAGAACCACAAGCCCCAUGAGCCAAGCCAAUCGUUUGCCUUAUGUAGGUUCUAUUUCCGCCCAGGCCACCGGGGGCGAUUGGUUGAUUACCCCACAAGAGAAGGCCCAGUUUGAUAGCAUUUUUGAGACUGUUGAUACAGCUAAGUUGGGACUCAUUACUGGAGACCAAGCUGUCUCUUUCUUUAUGAAAGCCCAGCUCCCUGAAGAAACGCUCGCUCAAAUUUGGGACCUUGCGGAUAUCGACGCAGACGGCCAGCUGAGCCGGGAAGAAUUUGCCGUGGCUAUGUACUUGGUGAGAAUGCAGCAUAGCGGCAAGGAGCCGUUGCCACAAGUGGUCCCGCCCGCGCUCAUCCCGCCUAGCAUGCGCCGCCAAGUGCCUGCACCAAUGGCAGCCCCCACUCCUCCCCCGGCGCCCGCCCCCGCUGUGCGGACAGCUGCCGAUGAUUUGUUCGGCCUCGAUACGCCCGCACCGCCAUUCGCCCAGCAUCAGAGCAUCCCCUCAGACGGCAUCGCACACCUUCAAGCCUUUUGUUCCAACUUCUACAUUUGGCCAGAGCUUGCAGCCACAGAUCACUGGUGCAUCAGCUGGAACCCCGACAGGAGUUCGCUCCCCCCACCUCCAUCGGAUGAUCUCCUUGGUGACAAUGAUCCUGAAGAAUCAAACAAGUUGACCAAUGAGACUGCUGAGCUUGCGAACUUGUCCAACCAAAUUGGCUCUCUAGCCAAGGAAAUGCACACCGUGCAGGAGAAGAGGACCCUUGCUGAACAAAAUAUUACACAAACUUCGCAGCAGAAGCGUGACUUUGAGGCACGUCUUGCACAAGCGCGGUCAAUGUACGAGCAAGAAGUUACCAAUUUCAAGGCACUUGAGGAGCGCCUCAAGUCAUCCAAGGCAGAGACGCAGAAAUUGCAGCAGCAAUAUGCAUUGUUGGACGGCAGCCGCCAAGAUCUGCAAAACCAAUAUACUCAAGUUUCGACAGCCUUGGCUACCGAUGAGCAGGAGAAUGCUAGCUUAAAGGAGAAGAUCCGCCAGGCUAAUGCUGAAGUUGCCCAGCUUAAGCCUGUACUCGAGAAGGCGCGAUCUAGUGCGCGCCAACAGAAGGGUCUUGUUGCCAUUAACAAAAAGCAACUGGCCACCGUCGAAGGCGAACGGGACAAGCUCCAGGGCGAAAUUGACGGCCUGGCUACGGAGACCCCACAGUAUACCGACGAGUCUGCGACACCAGCCAGCAGUGUACGGGAUGUUGCAAGCCCUGCUGUGUCUACGGCAAGCCAAAACACAAACCCAUUCUUCCGUCGAACAGGCAGCUCGAGUGAACAGGCACGCUCCCCCGAUGUUUCAAAUGAUCAGCAAAGGGCAUUCGACAGCCUCUUCGGACAGUCAUUCGCAGCUGUCCCUCCUGCCGGACCACCACCCACUUCGUUCCGCUCCGAGUCGCCACAAGUUGCAGUCGCAUCUCCUGUUACAUCUGCUGUUACAACCCCAUCAGUCUCUCCUCCUCCUGGAUCUUUGCCUGGUGCAUUCCCUGUUGGGCCCUUCUCUGAGCCACCGCCUCCGAGUCAGUCCCGACAGAUGACCCCAAACUUCCUACAGUUCAAUGAUAAUCAGUCUGUGACUUCAUCUACUAUGGUCUCGCCUCCUGCUAGUCGAUUCGGUGGCCCUGAACCCUCUGGAUUUGAUACGCUUUCUCAGGCGGCUACCAGUGACAAUGGACAUCAAUCAGUGACAGAAUCUAGCGACUACAGUCGUGCACCAACCUCAACUGUUGGAGCUACCCCGGCACGGUCUCCGUUUGACGAAGAAGGACAAGAGACCUCUGCUAGGUUCCCUGAGGUCCCAGCCGCAACUGCUAAGCAGCCCGAAUCUGCAACAUCCCCUAUCGCCAAAGAGAGCGAGGUCGAAGCCAGCAAGGACCUAAGCUUUGAUGAGCUGUUUGGCAGCAAGGCACACAAACGGUCGGAAUCCCAGCAAGGUAACGACUUCGAGGAGGCGUUUGCUUCUAUGAAGCCUGUAGCUGGAACCGAGCGGGCAAAUGGAGCUGCAUCAGCCGGUCCAUCCGAAUUCCCCCCGAUCCAAGAGCUACACCAUGACGAUGACGAAGACGAGAGCUCUGACGACGAGGGUCCUAUGGGGUUCGAUGACAACUUCACGCCUCCUGCACCGGUUGCCAAGAAGGAGACCCAGCAGGAUUCCAUUGACGCUGCUCAACUCGCUGCUUUCCCUGCCCCGGGAAACUCAAACAACCCCCCGUCUCUCGAGGCACAGCAGAGCCCUCCAGGGUAUGAAGCCCCCAAAGAAGAUAACGUUCACAUUCCUCCUCAAUUCGAUGGCCUUUUGCCCGAGCGCGUCGAUCCCACCGCGGCGCCGGAUGCGCCUCAUUCAGUGGACCACGCCACUGGGGCGCCAGUCGUGAGCAAUGAGACCCAACGAGACUCUGUCUCGGAUGCCGCCAUCCCCCCGGUGGGAGGACCGGACUUUGAGGCGGCUUUCGCGGGGAUGAACCUUGCACCCGCGGCCGAAGUAGAUGACGAUGACGACGACGAGCCGCUGAGUCACGAAGCCAAGAACACGACGGAUUUUGACUUCUCUUUCGACACUCCGUCCCAAAAACAGCAGGCUGUCUCCGGUGCCGAUGAUAGCCAAUCCAGCUCCUCUCAGUUCUUCGCUUUCGAUAACAACGUUCAUGCAUCCGCUGUCCCGCCUGUUGGAUCGCCCAGCGAGGGCGAGCCAAAGCCGGCUUCUCAAGAAUGGGACGCUCUCUUUGCGCCUCUUGAGAACUCCAAGCCCGAUACCGGUGACGACUCGAACGGAGCGAAAUCCAAGCAGCCUGGAUGGGCUCUGAACAACGACACUGGCGAAGAUGAUCUGAUCCUUCAACGGCUGACCGGCAUGGGCUUCACACGGGAUGAGUCCUUGGAUGCCUUGGAGAAGUAUGACUACAAUCUUGACAAGGCUGCGGACCACUUGACUUCGAAGACUUGA